AUGGGCAUGAUCAUCUUCAUCAUCGCCUCGGGCCUCACGCUGGUGUUCGGCCUCAUGGACGUGCUGAACUUCGGCCACGGCGUGUUCAUCGCGCUCGGCGCCUUCGUGGCCACCACGGUGCUGGCCAGCAUGACCAGCUACACACAAGCCGACAGCCUCUGGCUCAACCUCAUGGCCUUGUUGCCCGCCAUGCUGGUGGCCAUGGCCGUGGCCGGCGCGCUGGGUUGGGUAUUCGAGCGCCUGAUCAUCCGCCCGGUGUACGGCAUGCACCUCAAGCAGAUCCUCAUCACCAUGGGCGGCAUGAUCAUCGGCGAAGAGAUGAUCAAGGUCAUCUGGGGACCGGGACAGAUCGCGCUGCCGCUGCCCGAGAGUUUGAGGGGCUCCUUCAUCCUGGGCGACGCGGCCGUGGAGAAAUACCGCCUGCUCGCCGUGCUCGUGGGCGUGGCCGUGUUUGCCGCCAUGGUGUGGACGUUGAACCGCACCAAGGUCGGUCUGCUGGUGCGCGCCGGUGUGCAGGACCGCGAGAUGGUCGAGUCGCUCGGCUACCGCAUCCGCCAGCUGUUCAUCGGCGUGUUCGUGGUGGGCAGCGCGCUGGCCGGCCUGGGCGGCGUGAUGUGGGGCCUGUACCAGCAGACCGUGUUGCCGCAGAUGGGCGCGCAGGUCAAUGUGCUGAUCUUCAUCGUCAUCAUCAUCGGCGGCCUGGGCUCCACCACGGGUGCGCUCAUCGGCGCGCUGCUGGUCGGCCUGAUGGCGAACUACACCGGCUUCCUGGCACCGAAGGUCGCGCUGUUCUCCAACAUCGCGCUGAUGGUCGCCAUCCUGCUGUGGCGGCCGCAGGGUGUCUACCCGGUCACAAACCGUUGA
This is a messenger RNA of Elaeis guineensis (African oil palm), 864 nucleotides long. The record is from RefSeq and is a predicted model, not a curated record. NCBI's taxonomy places the organism in Eukaryota, Viridiplantae, Streptophyta, Magnoliopsida, Arecales, Arecaceae.